AUGGGUCCGGGCAUCUGCGCAUGUACACAGAGCUGUAACUAUGGCACGUGCUGGAAUGGUCAAUGCGAGUGUUGGACAGGAUAUACAGGUCAUACUUGUUCACAAUACGACCCGUUAACGAUGCCUAACAGGAACGUCACUGUGGGCAUGAACCUGGGAGGACUGUCCUAUUACUCCAGUGAGAUCAAGUUUGUGGAUGUAGCAAAGGAGUCGAUGGAAUGGAUAACACAGCGCCGCGAAGGUGACCAGGCACACCAGUGGAACACUCAUGAGGAGGCCACAAUCCUUUUUGACGAGGACGGGUAUCCUACACAACUGGAAGAUACAAUGAUCCUGGUGACCUUGAUGCUCCGCCAAGGUCAUAGUAGCCCCGGCGGUAACUACACAAUCCUUUAUGACGGCGAAGGAGAAAUUGGUCUGGGUCUUGUACGUUUCACCCGUAUGUACGAAGGCAAAGGACGUAUGAUAGUAAACAUGGAUCCUGGUUCAGGUGGUAUUGAGCUGAAGAUCAUGCGCACAAACCCACAAAACCAUAUUCGGAACAUCCGUGUUAUACUUCCGGGGUUUGAGGAUAGGCAUGCGCACUUUCCUUACAAUCCCCUGUUUUUAGAAACAAUAACACGUUACUCCGAGUUUAGAUAUAUGGACUUUAUGCAUACAAAUGAACAUCAACCCGAACCAACUACAUGGACAACUCGAAGGAAGAGGACUUUUCACACCCAGACCGGAAGUUAUGGAGCCGCUCUAGAAUACAUGAUACUGCUUAGCAAUAUGAUGGGCGCCAAUCCUUGGUUUAAUAUUCCUCACGCAGCAGACGACGACUUUGUCAGAAAAUUUGCCUUAUUUGUCAAAACUUCUCUUCGUCCGGACCUUAAGAUUUACCUGGAAUAUUCUAACGAGGUGUGGAAUGGAAUUUUCCGCCAGACAGCAUACUCCGCGGAGAAGGGUAAACAGCUAGGUCUGGACAGUCAGGGUUAUAAAGCCGGACUGAAAUAUUAUAAUAAGAGGUCAUCAGAGGUCAUGGACAUAUUCCAGUCGGUAUUCGGUAGCCAUAGUAACGACAGAGUGUUUCCGGUUUGGGCUUGGCAGACCGGAUAUCAGGAUUACUACAGACAGGCCCUGGACGACCUCGGUAAUCGGACACGAAGUUUUAAAGCUCUGGCGAUCACUGGUUACUUUUCAUGUGAUGGCGCUGCCUCUAAACACAAAGCGGAACUGCCACAAAUGUCAAUGAUUGAGAUCAGUAAUUUAUGCGCCUUGGAACUUCCUUCCCAGGAAAGUUUGUAUAGACAUUACAUGGACGUCGCAAAGAACCACAGUUUGGCACUAGUGAUGUACGAGGGUGGACCAGCCGUAAUGGAACCAGGUGCUAUUUCUCUUGGUUCAUCAAAUGAUUCUGUUACAAACAAAGCCAUCGCAUUUAACUCGGAUCCUCACAUAAAGGACAAUGUGAAGGCGAUUUUGAACGCUUGGAAGAGCAUUGUGACAGACGCUGCCGGGAAUAAGGCUCCUGGUGGUCUGUUUAACUACUUUUCUUCGACUGGAUUUCCAAGCAAAUACGGAAGUUGGGGAAUGUUACGUUAUACUGGCGAGGAUCCUCACACCGUUCCGAAAUACAUGGCUGUCCAAGAAUUCAUUACUCAACACCUGGGUCAUGACGUCCUUGGAAGGAAGUGUUCGUUUGUAAUAAGUGGAAAUCUUGCAUUAGGAUGUUUUAAGCCAAACGGUGGACACAGCUGGAAGUGUGGAAAAUCUUAUAACCGUGGAUCGGGCUGGGAGUACUUGCCCGAUAUACAUGAUCAAGACUCUAUAAAUAUUCUAGACGGAUACAAUCCCAUCACUAACAAGUUAUUUGUCAGGACAAUUGAUGCAGUCGGUGUAAACCAAUACCACGUGACCGACACGAACCAUUUCAACUGGACUACUACCGACAGCUGGGACUAUCAUUCAAAUCUGGCCUCUCGUCACGUGAUACGAAGUCUCGCGACAGGAGAUUAUGAUAAUCUUUCUACAUCACAGGCAGACUGUACAUACUAUACGCAAGCACAUCCACCCGCCAUAGGCUGA
Molecule: messenger RNA, 2067 nt
Organism: Ylistrum balloti
Lineage: Eukaryota; Metazoa; Mollusca; Bivalvia; Pectinida; Pectinidae
Exons: 12
Coding region: 1-2067 (688 amino acids)
Source: RefSeq, a predicted model, not a curated record